This is a messenger RNA of Arachis duranensis, 921 nucleotides long. Its product is annotated as glutathione S-transferase F9. Gene Ontology annotation, molecular function: glutathione binding; glutathione transferase activity. The record is from RefSeq and is a predicted model, not a curated record. The coding region runs from base 93 to 740 and encodes 215 amino acids. Gene Ontology annotation, cellular component: cytoplasm. Lineage: Eukaryota; Viridiplantae; Streptophyta; Magnoliopsida; Fabales; Fabaceae. The transcript is spliced from 3 exons.
CGUUAUAAGAACUUAAACAAGAGAACCAACCAAGAGUGUGUUCAUCAAAUAAACUUGAAGGGCUGUUUUCUUUCUUCAAGAGAAAUCAAACCAUGGUGGUGAAGUUGUACGGUCCCACUUGUGCUUCAUCAAAGAGGGCUCUGGUUUGCUUGAUUGAGAAGGAAGUUGAAUUUGAGGUUGUCCCUGUUGAUGUCAGCAAGGGUGAACACAAAGAUCCUGAAUUCCUCAAACUACAACCCUUUGGAGUUGUUCCUGUCAUUCAAGAUGGAGAUUAUACCUUAUAUGAAUCUAGGGCUAUAAUGAGAUAUUAUGCUGAAAAAUACAAAUCUCAAGGCACUGAAUUGCUAGGUAAGAUAAUAGAAGAGAGGGGUAUUGUGGAACAAUGGGUUGAAGUUGAAGCAAAUAAUUUUCACCCAUGGGCAUAUAAAUUGGCCAUUCAUGUUCUGUUUUCUUCAAUAAUUGGAAUCACUCCUGAUCCAAAGAUCAUUGAAGAGAGUGAAGCAAACUUAAGCAAAGUUUUGGACAUUUAUGAAGAGAGGCUUUCAAAGAGUAAGUAUUUGGGUGGUGAUUUCUUUAGCCUUGCUGAUAUUAGCCCCCUUCCAUUCAUUGAUUAUAUUGUCAACAAUAUGGGGAGAGAGUACUUGAUCAAGGAUAGGAAGAACGUUAGUGCAUGGUGGGAUGCUAUAAGUAAUAGACCUUCAUGGAAGAAGGUUCUUGAGCUCUAUAAAGUUCCGAUCUAGUCGAUCGAAUCGCAUAAAAAGUGUUAUUAUUGAAAAAAAUGCUACGUGUAUACAAAAUGUCAGUUGCUAUGUAUUUUACAAUUUAAUAUGUGUUUUAUUAGAAUAGUUAAUUUGGUGGAUGAUUUUUUGUAUUGACAUAACAUGAUUGAUCAAUAUUUAUGUAUAUGUUGUGAUAUAAUAA